CUUGUUCCCAACGAUGCCCCCUCUUCCUCCACGAGCAUGAAGAGAUCAUAUUAUGCUGAAGAGCCAGCAGAUUGAUGCCACCUCAGUUUCUCCAAGACUUUGCAGCUCCAAUGCAGCAAGCAUCACUUUUGCUCUUUAUCAGCGUCGCGGUAGCUUCACUUCUUGUUGGUUUUGCACUCAUGGUGUUUUGCUGGAGGUGCAGGAAGCAGAAGGGGUCGUUGUGGAAGAUUGCCAACUCCACCAAAGGCCCCAUUUUUCCUGAUUCCUUCAGUGGCAAUCUUCGGAUGGUUUCUUACUUCAGUUAUCGAACUCUGAAGAAAGCAACAAAGGAUUUCCACCCGAAGAAUCAACUAGGCGGAGGUGGAUUUGGUCCAGUCUAUAAGGGAGUGUUAGAUGAUGGAAGGAUCAUUGCGGUGAAGCAACUAAGUGUUGGAAAAUCUCAGCAAGGUGAGUCGGAGUUCCUUGCAGAGGUCAGAAUGUUGACGAGCAUCCAACACAAGAAUCUAGUUUGCCUCGUUGGGUGCUGCUCGGAAGGCUCAGAGCGCCUGCUCGUCUAUGAGUACAUGACCAAUGGAAGCUUGAACAAGAUCAUAUCUGGUCAUGGUGAUCAAAUAGGAAAGAGUGGGAAAUCUCUAGACUGGAAGACGCGAUUUGAAAUCAUUGUCGGAGUAGCGCGGGGAUUGCAGUACCUGCAUGAGGACUCCAACUUGAGGAUUGUUCAUAGAGAUAUCAAGGCCAGCAACAUCCUCCUAGAUGAGAAAUUUCAGCCUAAGAUCAGCGACUUCGGUCUGGCCAAGUUCUUCCCAGAGGAUCAAACUUAUCUCAGCACAAGAUUUGCAGGAACUCUAGGGUAUUGUGCACCUGAAUAUGCUCUGCGAGGUGAGCUUUCGGCAAAAGCCGACAUCUACAGCUUCGGUGUUCUUGUGCUGGAGAUCAUCAGUUGCAGGACCAACACGGAUCUUUCUCUUCCAAUUGAGAUGCAAUACCUUCCAGAAUAUACAUGGAAGCUCUAUGAAAGAUCAAAGGUGAGGGAAAUAGUGGAUCCAAAAUUACUAGAUGAAGGAACAGUGGAGAAAGAAGUGUUGCAGGUGUGCCAAGUUGCUCUGCUGUGCCUUCAGCUACACCCAGACUUGAGGCCUCCAAUGUCUGACAUAGUGGCCAUGCUGACUUGUAGGGCUCAGAUAUCUUCUACUCCUGUAAAACCAACAUUUUUGGAGAGGAGGGCAAGGGUUAGCAUCAGGCCUCAAUCACCCUAGUUUGUUCAUGUCAGACACCCAGUAAACAUUAAUAUGGCAAUUGCAGAACAGUGGGAAGUUAACUAGUUAUAUGUUUCAGAUUUGUGUAGCAACUGUAAGGCUGAAUCUUUCAAGUUAGAAGCUUUACAAGUUAAAUAAAGAUAAUGCUGCAGCAAUGUAUGUUUUGAAUAAUUCUCCAUGUUGCAAGUGGCUUUUUAUCAAUCAAGUCUGUAAAACCUAAGAUGAGCUUGACAAAUCUCAUACUCCUGGUUUUGCAUAGAAGUUCAUCACAUUGUAGCGAAUUGUGAAUCGAAACAAGCACUACUGAUGAUCAGCAAGCUCACACCAUCAAAGCAUUUCUAGACAUUCAAAAGAAGUUGCAUCAAGCCAUCUUCCAACAUUUCCAUCAAUCUUGCCCAUUACUGCUAAAUAAAGCUGAUCUAUGCAGACCAAAUUUGAGGCUUUUGGAUGCUCUCGACAGCUGAAGAACUCUUCGCUCCAGUCAUGAUCCUCUUUACAGAGCUUCCUCAGUUGAAGUCUCAUCAUUAACUAAAUCACCAACCUCGCCAUCAUAGGAAGAAGCCUUUGAUUUCUUCUUCUUCUCUUCUUAGUAUGAUUUUCACUCGUAAACUCAACCUGAUCGGUUCUGACAGAAUGGUAUCAUUCGCACCCUCUGAUCCACCAUUUUCCAAAGUACUCAGAUCGCGGUAUCAUCUUCUAAAGCUUU
Zingiber officinale is the source of this 1962-nucleotide messenger RNA. Its product is annotated as putative serine/threonine-protein kinase. Gene Ontology annotation, biological process: protein phosphorylation. Bases 75 to 1256 code for a protein of 393 amino acids. The record is from RefSeq and is a predicted model, not a curated record. NCBI's taxonomy places the organism in Eukaryota, Viridiplantae, Streptophyta, Magnoliopsida, Zingiberales, Zingiberaceae. The transcript has 7 exons. Gene Ontology annotation, molecular function: protein kinase activity; ATP binding.